This is a messenger RNA of Procambarus clarkii (red swamp crayfish), 696 nucleotides long. It is a transcript of the gene mRpS23, whose product is annotated as mitochondrial ribosomal protein S23. Lineage: Eukaryota; Metazoa; Arthropoda; Malacostraca; Decapoda; Cambaridae. Gene Ontology annotation, molecular function: structural constituent of ribosome. Gene Ontology annotation, biological process: translation. Gene Ontology annotation, cellular component: mitochondrion; ribosome. The record is from RefSeq and is a predicted model, not a curated record.
UAGAAAAUGGAGACAUAGUGGUGUUUGGGUAGGCGAGCGUCUGCUACACAGUCGGUAGUGGUCAGUCACCAAUAUAACAAGCACCAACAUCAGAUAUCAAUAAACAUGGCAGGAAAUCGUUUUGAGAAGAUAGGAACAAUAUUUACAAGGGCAACAGGGCUGCUGAAAUCUGGAGCAAUGAAGCCAAAUGACAAGCCACUGUGGUAUGAUGUUUAUGAAGCUUUUCCACCUAAAUAUGAACCAUUCUUUGGCAGGCCAGCUCCAAAAAUGAAGAUUAGACAAAUAUUUUACCCUGAGGAUGUUAUUAGAGCACAAUUUUAUAAAAAAUAUGGAUCACAAGGAACAGCACGGCUUUCAGACAAAAGUUCUCGACCAACUGUAUGCCAGCUGUUUGUUAAAGAGUAUGAGCGCCUGCAGGCAGAUGGAAAUAUUCCAGAGGACCAACUUAUGCAAGAAGCUGCUCUGGCUCUGGAGGCUCGGGGAAUAUAUUUAGAUAGAUCUCGCGUUCCCCCCAAGGUUGAAUCAUCAGAGCUGCGAAUGGAUGAAGAGAGGCUACCUAGCUCAAAUAUUGACUCAGAGAAAUUAAGUCUUGCAGAAAUUUUUAAAAACAGCCAAGCAGAUGAAUCAAAAUAGUACUGUACAUAUAAGUUACAGUAUUUCGUAAUUUGAUGUAAAUAAAUUAGUAUGUUCAUAUUA